Molecule: messenger RNA, 1411 nt
Organism: Eupeodes corollae
Lineage: Eukaryota; Metazoa; Arthropoda; Insecta; Diptera; Syrphidae
Product: carboxypeptidase B
Exons: 3
Coding region: 80-1324 (414 amino acids)
Biological process (GO): proteolysis
Molecular function (GO): zinc ion binding; metallocarboxypeptidase activity
Source: RefSeq, a predicted model, not a curated record
AAGUUAACAGGUAUAAAAGGAAUGUUUGACAGAUAGAAGCCAUUAGUUGAAACAAUUGCUUUUAACAAAGAGAACAACAAUGGAGGUUAAGAUUUUGUUGGGUUUACUGGCCUGCUGUGGCUUUGCUUUGGUUAGAGCAGAAUUAGAAGGUUACAAAAUCUACGAUGUCACCCCUACCAAUACCUUUGAACAGCAGAUCCUAGAGCAUUUGAGCAAAUUCGAAGACUAUGACUUCUUCCAUCGCCCUAGGGCCUUGAAUGUCUCGUCCCGUGUGAUGAUCUCCCCUGAGGAUCAAGAUGAUUUUGAGAACACUCUCAACAAGUUUUCUUUGGGCUUUGAAGUUAUUAACGAAGAUGUAUCAAAAGCUAUCCAUUUGGAACGUUCUCAAAAUACCCUCUUCCGUUCGAUGUCCCGUGGUGUAUCUUUCAGCAGCUUCCAAAGAUUCAACCAAAUCAAUGCUUACCUCGAUGAAUUGGCCGCUAAGUAUCCAAACCGUGUGACAGUCAACAACGUUGGCAAGUCCUACGAGGGAAGACAAAUUAAGACAAUCACUAUUACCAACGGUGACAAGAAGGCCAAUAAGAAUGUGAUCUGGGUUGAUGGUGGAAUUCAUGCUAGAGAAUGGAUUGCUCCAGCUGCUGCUUUGUAUGUCAUUAACCAGCUUGUCGAGAAUUUCUCAGCCAACAAGGAUCUCUUAACCAAAUACGAUUGGGUUGUAAUGCCAGUUGUAAACCCUGAUGGAUAUGAGUACACUCACACCAAGUCACGCAUGUGGAGGAAGACCAGGAAACCAUCGAGCAGCUCAUGCACAGGAACAGAUGCCAACAGGAAUUUCGGCUUCCACUGGGGUGAGGUUGGUGCCUCAAGCUCAUCGUGCUCCGAUACUUUCAGGGGAGAGAAGGCAUUCUCUGAGCCAGAAACUCAAGUUGUUAGGGAUCAAUUGCUGAAAUUGAAGGGACGUGCUAAAUUCUACCUGACCAUUCACUCCUACGGCAACUACUUGUUGUACCCAUGGGGCUGGACUUCACAACUUCCCUCAACCGUUUCCAAUCUCGAUGAAGUCGCAAAGGCUGGAGCCAAUGCUAUCCGUUCAGCUACUGGAACCAAAUACACUGUUGGAUCAUCGACAAAUGUGUUGUAUGCCGCAGCUGGUGGAAGUGAUGAUUGGGCAUUUGGUGUUGCUGGUAUUCCAAUUUCCAUUACCAUGGAAUUGCCUGCUGGUGGUUCCGGUUUUGAUCCUUCUCCAUCACAAAUCAAGCCAUUUGUUUCCGAGACAUGGAUCGGUAUUAAGGCUAUGGCUCAAAAGGUCAUUUCCAAGUAUUAAAUUUAAUUUGUAUAGAAUUACAAAUGGCCUACAUAAGUUUGACUUGAAUAUUUACAAAUAAAUUAACUUCAAUUCUGUUUUAAGAAA